CGCUCAGGCCAGUCCUACAAAACUUCCGCCUUAAGUAAAGAAAACAUAGCAGCUGAAAGGUAAUCGACAUCGUAACCAGUCUAUUUAAGAAAUCUGACCAAAGGCUCUUGCACUCUGGAGCUCAUCUGGUUUUCAGAGUGCGUGUGCGUGUGAGUGGGUGAGUGUAUGUGUGAGUGUGUGUGAGCUUCAGUUUCCUCGUCAUCAUUUCACUAGAGCUGCUCCUCACUGGAGGAUGACAAUGGAGGAGAUGAAAAAUGAAGCUGAGACAAAUUCCAUGGUAUCCAUGACACUGUAUGCCGUGAUGUACCCAGUUUUCAAUGAGCUGGAGAGGAUCAACCUAUCAGCAGCUCAGACACUCAGAGCAGCCUUCAUAAAGGCGGAGAGAGAGAACCCUGGUCUCACUCAGGACAUCAUAAUGAAGAUCUUGGAGAAAAAGAAUGUUCAAAUCAACUUUACUGAAUCCCUACUGCGCAUGGCAGCUGAUGAUGUGGAAGAGUUCAUGAUUGACCGGCCUGAACAAGAGUUCCAGGACCUAAAUGGGAAGGCCAGAGCUCUGAAACACAUCCUUAGCAAAAUCCCAGAUGAGAUCAAUGACAGAGUACGCUUCCUACAGACUAUCAAAGACAUAGCCAGUGCCAUAAAAGAGCUUCUGGACACAGUCAACAAUGUCAUUAAGAAAUAUCAGUAUCAGAAUCGCAGAGCCCUGGAGCACCAGAAAAAGGAGUUUGUGAAAUACUCUAAAAGUUUCAGCGACACCCUCAAAACGUACUUCAAAGAUGGAAAAGCAAUAAAUGUCUUCAUCAGUGCAAACCGGCUCAUCCAUCAAACCAACCUCAUACUGCAGACCUUCAAAACUGUGGCCUAGCCCUCAGAGACCACAGGGGUCUCCCUGUCCUGUGGGGAACAACUGCUAGAACGGUGGAGGCUUGAAGCUGACCCACUUAUGUAAACUAGAAAGAGUUGAUUUUAGGGUUGGGGGGUCGAUUCCAUUGGAGUCAAGAUUCUAGAUUCCAGUUCAAGAGACUGAAAAGUGCCAUUUGUUUUGUAAAUGAGGAUUUUUCCAGUCUUGAAAUGGAACUGAAUGGGCACAGAGUCUUGGUUGAUUGAUUUUAUUUGGACAGUUUUAAUAAUAAUCCUGGUCGUGUUGGGAGUAUUUGAGGCGAGGUGUUUAUUAAAGACUAAUUGCCAUUUUUCUAAUAUAUUCAUGUUGAUCAUUUUACUUUUAGCUUUUCGAACAUGGCUACACAUGUGAGACAUUCAGUAGAAGAGUCUCUCACUCGUCUGCACUGGUUUUCUCUUCUUACCUCCUCAUUGUGUCAUUUCACCAUGGUCUGUGCUCAGGAUUCACAAAAGCACCCAGCCACAGGUGAAAUGGCUGCGAGGAGAGGAGGCAGCAGUGUCGUAUAUUUAAGGGAUCUACUCAGCUAUCGUUGCUCUUUAUUAUCAGAAGACAGAAAGCCCAAUGAGUUCCAGCACAGUUUGCGCCUUACCAAGUCCUGUAACAUUCCCUCCUGUGAGAGUGUAAUGAAUUGGAGCCGGUCCUUGCUGCUGGGGGAUAUACUGUAGAGAGAGAGAGAGAGAUGAAAGUUCUGUAUUUAACCGAUAUCUGGUUGCAAAUGUCCAAUAAAUAGUUUCCAAAUGA
This is a messenger RNA of Monopterus albus (swamp eel), 1642 nucleotides long. RefSeq names its product programmed cell death protein 10. NCBI's taxonomy places the organism in Eukaryota, Metazoa, Chordata, Actinopteri, Synbranchiformes, Synbranchidae. The transcript has 8 exons. Gene Ontology annotation, biological process: positive regulation of MAP kinase activity; regulation of Golgi organization. The record is from RefSeq and is a predicted model, not a curated record. Bases 233 to 865 code for a protein of 210 amino acids. Gene Ontology annotation, cellular component: FAR/SIP/STRIPAK complex. Gene Ontology annotation, molecular function: protein kinase binding.